AUGAUCCGAAAUUCCAACCAACACCGCAGGUUCUAUUACACAAACGAGGCAGAGCUCGCCGGCGACGACGGAGGAUGUCUCGGGGUAUACAGGUGUCGCUGCCGACCAUUCCAAGACGUCGGACGGAGAGACCGCGUCAAGCGGUUGGCCCUUGAUCCCGCAGCUCGUCGGCAUGACCGGUCAAUUGUCAAGCUGCGUGUGCUCUUUUACGUGUCCGUUGUAACUUGCUGCGCUGUUCGCUUCUUUCCGCUUUGGCCGCACCCUUCGCCCCAACGUCCGUCACGAGCAGAGAGGCUCACGGAGGCAGUCGCCGUCACAGCCGCGAAUCUGACUCGACACAGCAACUUGUGUUUGUGCGUGGUGCAACAUGCUCUUGUUCGGGAAGCGUCCGAUGUUCGUCAACCUACAACAUAA
This is a messenger RNA of Pseudozyma hubeiensis SY62, 414 nucleotides long. RefSeq lists its product as hypothetical. Lineage: Eukaryota; Fungi; Basidiomycota; Ustilaginomycetes; Ustilaginales; Ustilaginaceae. The coding region runs from base 1 to 414 and encodes 137 amino acids. The record is from RefSeq and is a predicted model, not a curated record. The transcript has a single exon.